Molecule: messenger RNA, 1266 nt
Organism: Orbicella faveolata
Lineage: Eukaryota; Metazoa; Cnidaria; Anthozoa; Scleractinia; Merulinidae
Source: RefSeq, a predicted model, not a curated record
ACAACUCUGCCGCCCACGAAGGUGGAAAUUCAUGUUCAAAUUGUGUUCAAAUCAAUGGCUGUAUCUCCGGUAAAAUGCGAGUGGAGGAGAAGUUCAAAGGUAAUGUCAGUGUCUCACAGCUUUCCGAAGGUGACUUCAUCCGCGGAAUCACUGGAGCUGAACAGAAAUCUGCGUGGUGCAGGGUGGAGGCCAUCUUCCAAGUACCGAACAGUCAGAACCAGACUACUUACGACGGAUUCACAGCAGACCACAUGGUCAUCGAUGACACUGUCCGUCCAUAUGGUAACAAGGGAGAGGUGCAGGUGGGUCCCAUUUACACGCUUGCCACCGACUGUGAUGCUUCUGUGAAUUCAGCGGGCCAGGCCUUCACGCCAAUCAGCACCACGUUCUGUCCACACGAGUUAAGCUGGAGCGAGUAUCUUUCCGUGAUCGCUGCAGUGAGGCGCUUCACCAAUCAGGCUGGCAACUUCUGGUAUGACUUGACUUCAUACCACGACAACGAGACCGCAGUGGUGCCGCGCUGGGUCGACCAGCUACCCACAAUCUGCCGCGAGGUUUUGCUAUGUUCACGUGAAGAUAAAUGUCAGGCGUUUGAGAAUGUAAUGAAUGAGUUCGUGCACGAUCAUCUGAACAAGGAGUACGUGGAGGUCGUUGAGCGAGCUUUUCCCAACAUGGGCGGCGAUGUGAGCAAGCAACAAGCUGGUACCGUCGCUGAAGUGGUUCGACCUCAGAAAAGCAGUCACAUAGUGCUAUUUUCCGUUGUCGGUAGCGCUAUGGUGGUGCUCCUGAUCAUUGCUGUCGCUCUCUUGGUUUUCCGCGCACGGAUGAUGAAGAAGAAGAAGGCAGAGAAGGGGCUGGAGCCCAAGAAGGCCCAGGAAGCCUCAGCAUCAAUGUUGUCACAGCUGUUAACAGAAGCUGAAAGAUACAACGAGUCUUCUUCGUUUGCUUAUAGUCGAGCAGUUAGCUAUUUUUGCUGAAAUGUGUUACUUUUUGCCAGUUAUAGGAAGUUGAUUUACUUGAUUAGUUUCCGAUAAACUUUAAUUAAUUUGUAGAUAUUAAGUGGCAUAUUUUACGUUACACUGAAUUUACGUCGAACAUUUUCUGUUGAUAGAUAUUUGAAAGUUAAUUAAUUUUUUUUAGUUUCAGUCCAAAGGUCCACUUUCCAUCAACUUCACGAGGGAAAGAAAUGAAGUAGUAGACGCUAGUGGUAACUUUUCAUUCAAGCGCUGCUGGUAGAAUGGCAAUAAAACUGCAUUUGCAGCUUUA